Messenger RNA from Paramecium octaurelia, 1767 nucleotides. The record is from the annotation of a GenBank genome assembly. Lineage: Eukaryota; Ciliophora; Oligohymenophorea; Peniculida; Parameciidae.
AUUAAAUGGAAAAAUAAUUAUGCCUCCAACAUAUGUAAAUUAUCUAGUCAGUCUGUCUCGAAAGAGAAUGCUACAAACAAUAUUACUGUUGUUGCGAAUGUCUCUUGGAAACUCAUUAAAAUCAUCAACUCAUGAAUGCAAACGACUUUCAAGACCUUGAAAAAUCAAUUAAAGAUUCCUCAUAGUAACUAUUAUAAGAUAUUGAAUUCACUCAAUAAAUUGUUUUUGAAUAAUUUAAUACCUACAGAACCUUAGUCGAUAAUUAUAUCUCCAAACAAAAUCAAAUUAAUAAAAAGGAAUUCGCAAUUAUCCAAUAAUCUAUUAGUCAAAGACUUCUAAAGAUAAGACACCUUAUUCUAAAAAAAGUGAUCAAUGAAUUUCAAAUAAAAUUGCUUUGGACUGAAGAUGAAAUUUAAGAAAUCUCAUAGUAUUUGCAAGGUAUUUGAAUAUCUAAAUAAAUAAAUAGACUUCGAUAAUAAGGAUUUCAUUCAAAAGUUAGCAGAUUGGUAAGAGAAAUUAAGAGAAGAACAUAAUUCUAUUCUCAGCAAUAUUCAAAUUGACAUCGAAACAGAAUAAUGUGAAAUAACAACACUUGAAUAAUAGGAUUAAUCUAUUUAUUAUGGGUAAAAUGUCAAUGGAACCUUACAUGGAAGAGGAAUCAUAAUUGGCUAAACAUUUAUAUAGGAUGGACUAUUUAAGAAUGGAUAAUUUGUUUAUGGAUUAUGGUUGGUUGAGAAUUAAGCAAGAGAAAUCAUAUCUAAAGAAGGAGUGGUUGAUGAAUAGGUUCAGAGAUAAAUGAAAUCAAUUAUCGUUUAAACAAACUACUUAAAGACAAUUAAGGAUUAUGAUGAAUUGAAAACAUCCAACAUCAAAAGAUUCUAAUGGGAUGAGUAAGAAUAAGAGAAAAUAUCCCAGAUUCUAUAAAAUGUGAUGAAUCCCAAAGUGGUGAAUCAACAUAGACAAUUAUUACUCUACUUUGAAAUCCCAGAAGAAUAUCAUUAUUUACAAUUCAUCAAAUAUUAAGAAACAAAACAAAUCAACAAAGAUUAGUUAUACUUUGGUAGUCUUAUGGAAGAUAAAUAAACAUUGCAUGGGAGAGGUAUAAUUGAUACAUGAAUCAUAGGCAUACUUUUUGAAGGGAACUAUUGUAUAAAAGAUGGAAUAUGGGAGGAGGGUGAAUUUAUUUGGGGAAUAUGGAUUUCAAUGUUGAAUAACCAAUUAUUCCAAUACUAUGGUACUAUAACGGAAGAGUAAAUAAAGCAAUAUGAAGAAUUUAAACUUUUAUAGAAAGAAUAGGAGAAACAAGAGCAAGAUGAGAUGUAAGCAAUUUAUUAAUUUAGAUAAAAAUUAAAUCAUCAAAAGAAAUUACGAUUUUUCAAGCGUAUAUACUAAUUUAUGGAUACUUUAAUAUCAGGUAGAACUGUAUUUUAGUUUAGGUUAUGUACAUAAUGUAAAAUUAAAAGAAGUGUAUAACAAGAACAAGUUAGAUAAGGAAAUUGAUGUCAAUGAAAAAUACUUGCAAUUUGAAAAUGAACCAGAUAUUAUUAGAAAUAAUCGCCAAUUAUAUAUAGGUUUCUAGAAUGCAGAUGGUAGUCCUAAUAGCAUAGGAUUUUAUUGUGAUUAGAAUCUGAUUGCUGGAGGGUACUGGGAGAAUGGAAUAUUGUUAUGGGGAACUUAUCACAAAUACAUAAGUGAAACAGAUCAAAUAAAUGUAUAGUAGAACAUACCAAAGGAUAUCUAAGAAAAAAUAUAAAUAAUCAAAUGAAC